Anopheles arabiensis is the source of this 3806-nucleotide messenger RNA. It is a transcript of the gene mthl5, whose product is annotated as probable G-protein coupled receptor Mth-like 5. Gene Ontology annotation, biological process: cell surface receptor signaling pathway. The transcript is spliced from 4 exons. Gene Ontology annotation, molecular function: transmembrane signaling receptor activity. The record is from RefSeq and is a predicted model, not a curated record. Gene Ontology annotation, cellular component: membrane. The coding region runs from base 1488 to 2969 and encodes 493 amino acids. NCBI's taxonomy places the organism in Eukaryota, Metazoa, Arthropoda, Insecta, Diptera, Culicidae.
GCAGUUAUUUAGAGCUUCUCAGUCACUUGCGUGCCCAGAUUCCCGUGACCGGCGCUACUAAAACGCGUUAAUAUACAUUCCAUUUUUGGAUUCGUGUGUUAAAGAAUUUGCCGAAAAAAGAGGAACCGCCGUUCACCGCAAACACAGUCGUGUGUGUGUGUGUGUGUGUGGGUCCCAGCAGAAGCUGGCUGGGCUGGUGUGCCACGAAGCCGCUUAGUUUACCGGCCGUAUAAAUAAGCGAGAAACAGACGUAAAAGCGAGUUUACGCAGCAGCACAAAAGAGAAGGAGCGCAAUGACGACGACGACGACGCCGACUACGAUGCUAUCAUAAUGGGUUUUUGGUUGGGCUAGCCAGGCCCGGUUUUUUUCCUUUCACGCUCCAUAGUGUUGGCAUUCAUGCAUACCCACUGUGUGUAUGUGUGCAUCUGUGUGUGUGUGAGUGUGUGUUGUAUGGUGUGGCAUCUGGUUUUUGGAAAGGAAAUUCAUAAUGAGGCACUGGCAGUGACUGCGCGUCCAGGUGAAACGCUCACGCUGGUUUCCUUCUUCGCGUACAUGUGUUUCUGUGUAUGUGUAUAUGUGUGUGUGGGUAGGUCUAGUGUGGCGAUCGGGAAAGCAAAGAAGGAAGUUUGCCGGGAUAAAAAAAAGCUUUAGUGCAAUCCCCUAACCCGAGGUGUAUGUGUGUGUGUGUGGUGAAUGUCACAAGAAAAAUCAAUUAUGCUGCAGGAAAAUAGGUAAAAGCGAAACGCCGGGCUUGUGGUGGUAAACAACGUGCGAGCAAACCCAUCAACCAUCAGCGAUCCGCGAAAGCUUCCGUCGUCCAACAUCGAGGAAGAGGGAAAACGAAUAAAACAAAAACCAACCACAACGCCGGGCGUGUAGGUGUGCCCCCCACCGUUUGGCCCAAUGCAUGGAACGGAAACGGAAAGUUAUGUGUAUUUGUUGCUACACGCGCGCACUGGUGGAAUUGCACGGUUCGGUGCAAACAAACACACACACACGCGCACAUGCUGAGUGCAAUGCAUCGCUGCUGUCCAUGGUGACCGCGAUCCGCGCGCGAUUCAGUGUGUGUUUCUGCGCCCUCAAGUCCGUGGCGAAGUUAUGAAUCGCCUGCUACGCACACCUGCUACACCUGGAUCGUGGAUUUAAGAUUGCAAAGCAGCUUGAGCGAACGACCAGAUCAUCCUACGGCGAUAGAACGAUGACGAUGCACUGCAGCUAAGAGUCAACUGGAACUACGGUGUUAUGUCUUUGAAUGUCCCUGCCCCGUCCAAACCAUCUUUCACACAGCAGCGAAGGAGGGGAGCGCGGAACCGUUCAUCAUUCUCGUGACAAAACGAGACAAUACCCAACAGUGAAUCUCAACACCCGCUCAACAUCAGCUAAUCUCACCAACUUACCCCUUACAAUCCACCACCCAGUGCAUUUAGUGUGUUGCACGUUGUUGUGUUUCACUGCGCUGCGUGAGCGCGACUUAUAGAUACCCAAGAUGCCAGCAACAGCAGCCACCAUCUCAGUGAUGGCCGUCACCGCCAUUGCCGUUACAUUCCUUGCCGUAAUGGUUGGCCGGACCGAUGCGACUACAACUUCGCCGGUGCGAGUAAACAAAUGCUGCGAGAAGUUUGAGGUCGUGUACGACGGAAAGUGUACGGUCGCUUCCACCGUAAAUGCUACCGUAUGGAAGCCGGAGUUCAUUGGUCGAAAAGGCGAACGGAACGUGCAGGUCGACAACUAUCGUUUCAUCAUUGGCCUGCCGGACUGUGGCACGAAACAAAAGUUCAAUAUCUACGAAUAUCACGACAGCUACGACAAAUUGAUUCUCUUUCCGGACGGUCAGCUACGGCAUCUGAUCCUGCGCCAUCACAGUUCGAUGCAGGGCAGCGUCGGAAGCUAUCUCGACGAGGAUUACAUCGAUGCCGGAGACAGUAAUGUGCCGCUGCUACAGUACGACUACGAGCAGGGGCUGUACUGUAUGGAUCGCGCAAUCGGAAUCGCCGGCGAGGCCGGCGGCGAACUGAUGGAGGGCUUGAUAGCGAAGGUAUGCUCACCGAAGGAGGAAACACAUUGGACCGACAGUGAUGUGAUGCUGCGGAAGAUUAUCAACCCGAUCUGCCACGGGAUCGCAAUGAUCAUACUGCUCGUCGUGGCGAUCAUCUACUUCGUGCUGCCGACGCUGCGCGAUCUCGUCGGCAAUAUGGUGACAACGAUCACGAUGUGCUUGAUCGUGAGCCAGGCGGCCGAUCUGGUGCGCAUCUUCACCGAGUUCAGCAAUCACGUGAGUUUCCUGAUUGCUGACCUGUUCUUCUACGUCAGCCUGCUUGGCGCCUUCUUUUGGCUGAAUGCAAUGGGCUACUACAUCUGGAAGAUGUUUCGCACGCGCAACGUUUUUCUGCGGGUCAGCGACGGCCGGAAGUACUGCUGGUACUCGGGAUACGCCUGGGGCUGUACCGGUACGAUGGCGGCCAUUGCCGUGUUUGCUCACUACUUUCUCGACCUGCCCGGAAGCAAUCGCAGUGUGGCUGGUGCGGACACCCACCAAAGCGCGAGGGAAAGCUUUUUCGAGGGACAGGACAACAUCAGCUGGCUGGGCAUUGCCGUGUUCUUUACCCCGAUCGCGUUCAUCAUCAUCGUGAACAUAUUCUUCUUCGUCACAACGCUGCGCUUCAUCAAUCGGAUGCACACGUACGGACGGAUUCAUCAUAAGCUACGGUGCAGCUUCGUGAUGUUCACGCUCAUUUUUGCCACGAUGAGCGUCUCCUGGUUGUUUCUCAUACUUUCCUGGCUGCACUUUGACGGGCUGCUGUACAUGCACAUAAUCGCGAAUGCGUUACAGGCGCCCUGCAUCCUCUACAUUUGCGUGCUGCGUCAAAAGCAUGUCACAUUCCUAGUGAAAUCGUGCUUCCGCGACCAAGCACCUCAGACGACCGAGUGGGGCGACGAGAUGACAUACAUGAACGGUGGUGAUUACUAGCGUGGUGUGUGUCUUGGGAUGCAUGAAAAAUGUAAAUGCGUACAUCGAUACUAAGCGACCUUCCCAUGAGCCGUGGUGUAACAGUUCGAUUUCAAUCACUCACUCCAUCAAUCGUUGAUGUAAGGAUAAUUCUCAGUAAAAUUGGAGUAGAAUCCCCGUUUUGAUAUUUCAUAUGCACAAAAAAGACUACGAGUCUCAGUAAGGACAGCAAGAGGUGGACAAGUGGUGUAAUAAGUCCAUUACGACCGCACCAUUUGCACCGACGGAACCGUCCACUGGCAAAUUUUGAUUUGGUACUAGUAGUGUAAAGUUGUAGCGAGGUAUAUUAUGUUUUUUUACUAUGCCAGACGAACAAGAAACAUGCAUCUCAGGCCGAUUACACAUGCUUCCAGGCUUCCAAAUUGCAGUAUCAUAGUCAUAGUUUUUACACGCAUAUGUUGCAACCGCUACCUAGCUUAGUCAUAAAGUGUAACAAGAUUAGAACAACAACGUCUCCUUGUGAAUCGUAGACCGCAAGCAUAUUUUGCUAGUAUGUAUAAUUUGGUCAAUUACUCUUUUACUCUCUCUUAGCUAUCUGUUUAGCAAUUAGCGUAACAAUAAGUAAGAUAAAAAAGUAGAGCAUAUUUGUAUAAAGAGUAGACAUAUCGUAAGAUAGUUUGAUAAACAUAUUGGUGCAGUUGUACUUCUCGACACAACCAAACAGUGGCUUACCGCUAUUUUGGCGUAAAAAAUACUUCUAAGCUUACACAACAAUAAAUUACGCAAAAUGAUCCAAUGCGUUUGUUUAGAAAAUACAACGUAUUCGAAAAUAAACGCAUUGUUGCAUAACAAAGGAAA